GACGUGGUACCGGAAGCGCUUUUCCUUCCUUUGUCAGCACGCCAACGUGUUCGUGUGUUCCCGGAGUGAACUAGAGCCUGUAUGUUUGGAUAAACCUUCUUUUAUACAGUCAGUGGGAUAAACGUGUUAAAGUGGAAACUUUGGUUUCGCCUCAGACUCAUCUCCUGUUAGCCACGAAUGCUAACUGAAGUUAGCUUAGCUUGCUAGCUGGAAAUAGACGGAACUCGGCCACACAGCGCUGGUUGGAGGAACUCUGAGUCCAAACUGUGUUUUUCAUUUGUUUAAAAUGUCUAAAGUCCAGAUGCUGAGAGGUUUUAUCAACCAGCGACUAACUGCGGCUGCUGAAGAGAUAUUUGGGCUGUUUGAAAGAACGAUAUCAGAGUACGAGGAGGAACUCUGUCGUUCCAAAGAGGAGAACCAGAGACACAGGAAACUACUGGACGCUGUUUUCCAGCCUGAAGUCCGGUUACACAGAGCAGACGUCCAGCAGCUGUUGGUGAGUAAAGAAGAGGUUCCCCCUGAGCAGCAGCAGCGGUGGAGCCCCAGGCUGGACCAGGAGGACCCACCAGAGCCGCCACACAUUAAAGAGGAACAGGAGGAACUCAGGACCAGUCAGGAGGGAGAGCAGCUUCCAGGACUGGAGGAGGCUGAUAUCACCAAGUUCCCAUUCUCUCCUGUCUCUGUGAAGAGUGAAGAAGAGGAUGAAGAGCAGCCUCAGUCCUCACAGCUUCAUCAAAGCCAAACUGAAGAGAACAGAGAUGCAGAUCAUUUGAAAACAGAAGCUGAUGGAGAGGACUGUGGAGGACCAGAACCAGCCAGGAACUUUAACCCAGAUAGUCCUUUACAACCAGAUACUCAUGGCCAGACUUCACUCUGCUCUGAACCUGAGACUGAUUACAGUUGUGAUUGGGAGGAGACCAGGGAACCUCAGCCAGGUUUAAACCCUCUGCAAAACAAUGAAGUACCUGUAAGUGAUCAGGAAUGUAAUACUGGAGAAACAUCAGUUAGCUCCUCUGAAUGUGCUGCAAGAUUUGGCCACAGGGAACAUUUGCAGGACCACAAUGGAACCCAAACAGGAGGGAAACCAUUUAGUUGCUCAGUUUGUGGUAAAAGAUUAAAAACAAAGGCAAAUCUGAGACGACACUCUGAAGUCCACACAGGGGAGAAACCAUUUAGCUGCUCAGUUUGUGGUAAAAGAUUCACACAAAAGGGAACUCUGAGACGACACUCUACAAUCCACACAGGGGAGAAACCAUUUAGUUGCUUAAUUUGUGGUAAAGGUUUCACACAAAAGGCACAUUUGAGACUACACUCUACAGUCCACACAGGGGAGAAACCAUUUAGCUGCUCAGUUUGUGGUAAAAGAUUCACAGAAAAGGGAAAUCUGAGACGACACUCUACAGUCCACACAGGGGAGAAACCAUUUAGUUGCUCAGUUUGUGGUAAAAGAUUCAUAGAAAAGGGAAAUCUGAGACGACAUUCUACAGUCCACACAGGGGAGAAACCAUUUAGUUGCUCAGUUUGUGGUAAAGGAUUCACAGAAAAGGGAACUCUGAGACUACAUUCCAAAGUCCACACAGGGGAGAAACCAUUUAGCUGCUCAGUCUGUGGAAAAAGAUUCACACAAAAUGGAAAUCUGAGACUACACUCCAAAGUCCACACAGGGGAGAAACCAUUUAGCUGCUCAGUUUGUGGUAAAAGAUUCACAGAAAAGGGAAAUCUAAGACGACACUCCAAAGUCCACACAGGGGAGAAACCAUUUAACUGCUCAGUUUGUGGUAAAAGAUUCACAGAAAAGGGAAAUCUGAGACUGCACUCAAAAUUACACACAGGGGAGAAACCAUUUAGCUGCUCAGUUUGUGGUAAAAGAUUCACAGAAAACGGAAAUCUGAGACGACACUCUAUAGUCCACACAGGGGAGAAACCAUUUAGUUGCUCAGUUUGUGGUAAAAGUUUCACACAAAAGGGAACUCUGAGACAACACUCAAAAGUCCACACAGGGGAGAAACCAUUUAGCUGCUCAGUUUGUGGUAAAAGAUUCACGCAAAAGGGAACUCUGAGACAACACUCUAUAGUCCACACAGGGGAGAAACCAUUUAGCUGCUCAGUUUGUGGUAAAAGAUUCACGCAAAAGGGAACUCUGAGACAACACUCAAAAGUCCACACUGGAUAAACAUUUUAGCUCCAAUGUUUGUGGUAAAAUAUUCACGUGGCUGGCUUCAAGUGUGUUGGUGGGAUCAACGCUGCUUCUUGAACAUUGAUCAGCUAAAAGUUGUGUUCAGCCACAUGUUUUCCUGGCAUAGUGUAUAAUAAUACAUGUUCAUUGUUUUAAAAUGUG
This is a messenger RNA of Micropterus dolomieu (smallmouth bass), 2338 nucleotides long. Its product is annotated as gastrula zinc finger protein XlCGF26.1-like. Lineage: Eukaryota; Metazoa; Chordata; Actinopteri; Centrarchiformes; Centrarchidae. The coding region runs from base 287 to 2173 and encodes 628 amino acids. Gene Ontology annotation, biological process: regulation of transcription by RNA polymerase II. Gene Ontology annotation, molecular function: DNA-binding transcription factor activity, RNA polymerase II-specific; RNA polymerase II cis-regulatory region sequence-specific DNA binding. The transcript is spliced from 3 exons. The record is from RefSeq and is a predicted model, not a curated record.